GUUUAAAUAUUUGAGUCGUACAUUUUCGACUGUACAUGCACUUUGUCUGUCGGCCAUUUCCAGCACGUAUAUGAGUACCACCAUCCUACCCUGACAGACUCCCUCAAUAAUUGUCGUGUGCAUUCACCUCCUGCUCCUCUUAUUCACCGAUAUCAAUCAUGGUAGAGGGGCAGAGAAAGGGGAGGACAGCGCCCUGGUACCCCAUACCCUCGAGAAGAAUUGUGAGCGUCGAGCAUCCAGGAAUUGUAAAAAACGUGGACAAAGCCAUAGACACACUUAAUGGCAACUCUGGGAUAUCGAAGAUUCUCAAACCGCAGAAGGCGGAUACUCCAGCAAACCUCAACAUCCGGCCGGAGGACCCUAUGGCGAGACCAGUUCAAUCAUCCAGUCUCCCAUCAAAUAAUAUCGUCCUCAAAGUCACUGUCCCGAAAUGGACUGGGCGCAAGCGGAAACGGGGGUCUGAAGAGCCGUUCACCGCGGACCCUGCCGCUGAAAACGAGAGACGAACGGCGAAAGACCGACUUAAAAGCCUGCGCGACAACGUAGGCAAGUAUCAUGUCGAGGCAGUUGGCAUGGUUGACAGGACCCAUGUCUUCCGGAAUAUGCCCGAUUACGUGUACUCGACAACCGGGAGCGCUUUCACACAGAAAUUCAAAGAGCAUAUCCUCCCUUUCGACUACGAAAAGAUGAAAGAAUUCGACCUCGAUAUGAGCAGAGGAGCAGGGUCUAAUCUAGACAUAAUCCCUCCGCCUUCGUUCAGCCAUGGGGAUGUCCCCUUCAACUAUAUGUAUCGACAAAAUCCAACAGUAAAGCAAUCCAUCGAUACGUCGGGCAAGGUCACAACUGUCAACACCCAGCAAGCGCCAAAGGUGCUUACUUAUCUUGUUACGUAUGACAUCCAGGAGGUACCAUCAGCUCCGCGGGAGAGUUGUCCGCCCAUUGAAACACUGGAGAAGAACCUACAGGACACAAUCGCUACUGUCAAGAAGUUAUUUGAAGAGCGUCCGCUUUGGACACGUCGGGCAUUGCGCAAUCUACUUCCCACUCAUGAUGAGCGUUAUUGUCUUCGUCAUGCCGUGCCCUACGUAGGGUACAUCUUCCGCUCUGGGCCAUGGCGGGAUGCUAUAGUCAAGUUCGGUCACGAUCCUCGUACCUCGCCAGAAUAUCGGCAGUACCAGACGAUCAUGUUUCGCCUUCUCGCCCGGGAAGCAGAAGUCGCACGCGACGGUGGUGGAGGAGGAGGACGACGGCACACGUUACCGCGACCUGCAGAAGCAGGCCCUGACGCUCCGGGCACGAGUACAUCACACCUGUUCACAGGACAGCCACCAUUGCCGCUAGACGGCAAACUUUGGAUGAUCUGCGAUAUUACUGAUCCUCUCCUGCGCAGCAUUCUUUUUCCACCGGGUCCUCCUCCAGGUUUCUUGCGCUCGACAUGCGACAUACUGAUCGAUGGUUGGUAUGGUAAUGGUACACUUGCAAAAGCGAAGACAAUCAUGCGGGCCAAGGUGCAAACAUUGAUGGCAGAGAAUCGCGCCACAGAUGAUGCUGAGUUUGAGCGCAUAGUUGCAUUCCCCGAUCACGCUGCCACGGAGGCGGACCUGGCCAAUUUCACGCUCGACCCGGCUACCGCAUCCUCGAGGGAGACGCAACUAGCCACCGAAGUCCGUGGACAUAUCAAAGGCUCUCCUAACUGGCGGGGUGGCAUUUCUACUGGAAAAGGCGGGACUAGGCCUCAAGAUGUGGGAACAGCAGAGACGACUGAGACGCCAGAAGCAGAAGAUACGCCAUCCGUCGUCGCCGCGGACGGAACGAAGAUCAAGGUUGAAGAUGAAGAUAUCAUCACGGAUCAAUUUGCCGCGGAUAUCAGCGAGGGUGAAGAAGAGGCUCGUGAGCGGGAGGAGAUGAUGAUGGAAGAGACCGCAUCCGCCGCAGCAGCGGCUAUAGAAAGCGCACAAGGAGAUGAAGAAGAGGUAGACGAGGAGAUAGAAGAGCUUGACGAUGAGGAAGAUGACGACGAGGAGGUAUAUUAAUCAUUUAGGACUUGA
This is a messenger RNA of Paecilomyces variotii, 2048 nucleotides long. Its product is annotated as RNA polymerase III transcription factor IIIC subunit. The record is from RefSeq and is a predicted model, not a curated record. Gene Ontology annotation, cellular component: transcription factor TFIIIC complex. Gene Ontology annotation, biological process: transcription initiation at RNA polymerase III promoter. The transcript has 5 exons. The coding region runs from base 159 to 2033 and encodes 624 amino acids. NCBI's taxonomy places the organism in Eukaryota, Fungi, Ascomycota, Eurotiomycetes, Eurotiales, Thermoascaceae.